Messenger RNA from Rangifer tarandus platyrhynchus (Svalbard reindeer), 621 nucleotides. Lineage: Eukaryota; Metazoa; Chordata; Mammalia; Artiodactyla; Cervidae. The record is from the annotation of a GenBank genome assembly.
AUGGAUUUGGUCCUGGACAAAGAGUUUGAGGUGCUACUUACUGGAGGACCCCAGGGAGGUGGGUGUUCAGAGGAGAGGUCUGGGCCGGAGAUUCGAAUCCAGGGAUUUCUCCAGGAAAACGGAGGGCAGGCUGUGUGCCGAGAGGAGGAAGGGAGAUGGCUUUCUGUGACCCCGAGGCCAGCACUCAAGGCUCCGGGGAGGGGUGUCAGCCAGCAGAGGAGACUGAGGAGGCGUCCCCGCACCGCCCCCCGUCACUCCCGAGAUGAAGGCGAGAAUAGAACCAAGGAUGCCACGUGUUCCACCAUGGGGUGUGUGAACAGUUUUGAAAGCUGCCAAGAGAUCAGGCAAGACGCGAGCUACGGGACACGGCCAGUGAGCAGGAACUGCUCCAGAGGAGCCCUACCGCGUCCUCUGUGUCCCCGGCUCGACUCUCGGGGGCAGGAGCUGCAGAGAGCUGAGAACUCACACACCCUCAGAUCAGCCAGUGGUUGUGCCGUGACCCCCGCCCCCUUCCACCCAGCAGCGCGCUUUCAGCUGCAUCUUGACCGCAGCGGUCCUGGGCGGAGCGGCCGGAGGCACCCUCUGCCCCGGGAGCCCACUGUCCCGGGGAGACAAACCUGA